UAUUUUGCGGUGUGUGGUGCUGGUGCAGGUCAGCUGAGAGCGGGGGGAGGAAGAGGAAGAAAGAUGGAAGGGAAUAGAGAUGAAGCCGAAAAAUGCAUAAAUAUAGCGACUAAAGCGCUAGAAGCAGGAGAUAAGGACAAAGCGUUGAAAUUCUUAAAUAAGGCAGAAAAGCUUUAUCCAACCUCCAAAGCUAAAGCCCUGCUGGAUGCCUUGUUGAGGAACGGGAGCUCUGCGGGUAGCGGUGCGUACUGCCGGAGGCCCCCAGACAGCACGGCGGAGGCCAGGGCGGAGGCUGGGGCGGAGGCCAGGGCAGGGGAGGCCAUCGCCAAGAGCUUCACCAAGGAGCAGGUGGAGGGGGUGCAGAGGAUCAAGCGUUGUAAGGACUACUACGAGGUGUUGGGUGCCUCUAAGGAGGCCAACGAGGAGGAGCUGAAGAAGGCCUACAGGAAACUCGCUCUGAAGUUCCACCCCGACAAGAACCAUGCUCCAGGAGCAACAGAGGCCUUCAAGAAGAUUGGAAAUGCUUACGCAGUGCUUAGCAACCCGGACAAGAGGAAGAAGUAUGACCUCACCGGGGGGGAGGAGCCUAGCGGCCCAGGCCACGCCCACGGAGGUGGAGGGUUCGAUUUCCACCGGGGUUUCGAGGCCGACAUCACGCCUGAAGACCUGUUCAACAUGUUCUUCGGAGGUGGCUUCCCCUCCUCGAGCACACACACGUUCAGUAGUGGCCGGGCGCGCUACAGCCAGCCGGCCGACCAGAGACGGGACCGGGCGGAGGAGCGGGCAGACGGGGGGUUCUCCAUGUUCAUCCAGCUGAUGCCCAUCGUGGUGCUCAUUCUGGUGUCCAUCCUCAGUCAGCUGAUGGUGUCCACGCCCCCCUAUAGCCUCUACUCCAGACCGUCGACAGGGCAGACCAUAAAGCGUCAGACAGAGAACCUGCAUGUGGACUACUUUGUGGCGCGGGACUUCAAGUCUGAGUUCAGGGGCUCAGCGCUGCAGAAGAUAGAGAAGAGCGUGGAGGAGGACUACGUGUCCAACGUCAGGAACAACUGCUGGAAGGAGAGGCAGACGAGUACGUGGGGAACCUGGGGAACCGGCGGGAAGCAUAAACGGACUUGCUGUAUGCUGCUAAGGUCUACAGAGAUGACCGUCUGCGGAAGAAGGCGGAUCUCAUGACCAUGGAGAACUGCCGGGAGCUGGACCGACUCAACGACCUGUUCAGGGGGGGCUGAGCCCUCCUCCCCAACACUCGGACGCUUUUAGAUUCUAUAUAUAUAGAUAAAAUAUAUAUAGAUAUGUAUGUAUGUAAAAUGUUUUUUUAAGGAAAAGUACGCAGAAGAUAGGAGCACGAUGAAAAGGAAGAAGAAAAAAAACAAAACGUACAAAAAAAUCGACACAAAAACUAAACCUAUAAAAGAUGAAACCUAGCCUGACUUUGGGAGUUAAGUUGUCCCCCUCUCCCCCUCUCUUCUUUUCAUUCUUGCUGGUGCCCACUCCUUUUCUUCUGUCCCCCCCUCCAUCUUCUCCCCCCUCCAUCUUCUCCCCCCUCCAUCUUCUCCCCCUCCAUCUU
Molecule: messenger RNA, 1570 nt
Organism: Hypomesus transpacificus
Lineage: Eukaryota; Metazoa; Chordata; Actinopteri; Osmeriformes; Osmeridae
Gene: dnajb14
Product: DnaJ heat shock protein family (Hsp40) member B14
Exons: 8
Coding region: 64-1176 (370 amino acids)
Biological process (GO): cellular response to misfolded protein
Cellular component (GO): endoplasmic reticulum membrane
Molecular function (GO): Hsp70 protein binding
Source: RefSeq, a predicted model, not a curated record